CACCCCCAAACACCACCCAUGGUAGGAGCUCCCAUACUUGAGAGCUAAUAAAUACAUGCACAUCAUAUGGCACGCACUCCCAAAAACAUUCCUUAUCCCCUAUCCUCAGAUCCGACUUCUUUAAACAACCAGCAAGAAGCCACCGUGAAUCCCCCCGCAAUAUGUUAGAUCAGCAUGCUAUGGAAUAUUCUCAUUUCCCAGAAGUUGCAGAAGCAGAGGCGUAUAGCAGCACAGCUCCGUCAGGAGGAGGAGUCACGAGGAAGAGGAAGGGCAACAAAAUCCAGAGAAGGUUCAGUGAUGACCAGAUCAGAUCACUGGAAUCCAUGUUCGAGACAGAGUCCAGGCUUGAGCCGAGGAAGAAAGUGCAGCUGGCAAGGGAGCUUGGGUUGCAGCCGAGGCAGGUUGCUAUUUGGUUCCAGAACAAGAGGGCAAGAUGGAAGUCCAAGCAGAUUGAAAGAGACUACAGCAUACUCAGAGCUAAUUAUACCAGCUUGGCUUCAAGGUUCGAAGCUCUGAAGAAGGAGAAGGAGGCAUUGCUAAUUCAGUUGCAGAAGCUGAAUGAUCUAAUACAGAGGCCAAACGACCAAGCUCAGGGCCGUACACAAGUCAAACCGGCAAACAGUAUGGACAGUGUAUCAGAAAAUGGAGACACCGUUAGAGUGAAACCUGAGGAAAAUCCAAGCUCAACAAUGGAGCGAUCAGAGAACGUGCUAGGUGUUCUCUCAGAUGAUGACAGCAGUAUAAAAGCCGAAUACUUUGGCCUUGAAGAUGAGCCUACUCUUCUGAAUUUUGUGGAGCAAGCAGAUGAUUCCCUGACUUCAGCAGAACAUUGGCGUACUUUUGAUUCUGAUGAACUCUUAGACCAGUCUGCUGUCGGUUACCAGUGGUGGGACUUCUGGUCCUGAGUGAGACAGGGUAUCUGAAAAAUUCUAGAGGAAGAUGUAUUUGGGGGGAGGGGCGGGGGGAGGGAUGGGAAAGGGAACAAACUUCUGUAUAACAGAUGAGUUUACCUGUAGGGAUUAGGGGCUAGGUGAUCAUUAUAGAGGGUUCCAUCUUUAGACUUUUGGUGAUAUCAGAAGCGGCUAUGGUAGAUGUUGAUAUUCCAGAAAUAGCUGCAAUCUCCUGUUGUGCAUCCAGUGAAUCUGAAAAAUAAUGCGAGCUAAUCGAGAGGGAUCGUAGAUUAGAGAUUGGUUACUAAGGGCGGAAUGUUAAAAGGAGUUUUUUCGAUGCUUUACUAAUUGUUGCGCGCGAGGGAGAUUAAAAAUUCGGCAUAACUAGUAUAACCAUCUGGGACUGAAUUGGAUCUUAAGUACUAAACAUUCUGCAGUGCUUUUUGUAAUUAACUUUGAAUUAUGUGCACCUCAAUACUGUAUUGAUCCUUUUU
Neltuma alba is the source of this 1384-nucleotide messenger RNA. RefSeq names its product homeobox-leucine zipper protein ATHB-7. The transcript is spliced from 2 exons. Bases 162 to 905 code for a protein of 247 amino acids. Gene Ontology annotation, biological process: positive regulation of DNA-templated transcription. Lineage: Eukaryota; Viridiplantae; Streptophyta; Magnoliopsida; Fabales; Fabaceae. Gene Ontology annotation, cellular component: nucleus. The record is from RefSeq and is a predicted model, not a curated record. Gene Ontology annotation, molecular function: DNA-binding transcription factor activity, RNA polymerase II-specific; sequence-specific DNA binding.